GCUAUUAUAACUUAAAAUAUUUUAAUUACAAAGACGAGUAUAGGUAUGUAAGUAGGUACUUGGGUAGUGAAGUACAUUUCAACUAAGUUUUGUAAUAAAGUACUUAGGUAUUACUUUCUGUGGUUAAAUUAUUUACGUAAACAGCGUAAAAAAAACUUUAACACUCAAUCGUAUAGAGCGCGCUAGACCCGACUGCGAUCUACCCCUGGGGCAGCUCGCGAUUGUAGGUAAUUAUUUCACGCAGGUAGCAAGAGUGACAGAGGCCUGGCCUUACUUCAAUUAGCGCACUUUAUGACGUCAUAUGGAGGUGAAAUAAUGUCAAUAAUCUUACCAGGUGUCGCUAGUUGGGACUAAGGUGAACUUAUUUGUUACGCAGAUUGGCACACAGUGUCAUUAUUCAAAAUUUGCGAUAAUUAUAAAAUUUUCCGUUUUCUUGUGCAUGAAUAUGUACAAAACAAUGCCUUAGUACUGUAUUCUUUAAUUAUUUACACAUUUAUAGCUACUUUUAGGAAUAUCCGUAGUUUAAAUGCCCUCCUUAUCAAAUUCAUAUAAAAUAUUUCAGAAAGAAACAUUAAUUCUACAUUAACUACACUUUUCUAACCAAAUUAACUUCCCCCGCUAUGAAAUCUGUCAAAUAUUUAUUUAUAAAUAUUUACGUGGCUGAAAUUAGGUACUUUUUAUUAUGUACGUCAAACCAAAUAACAGCCGGACGGCAAAGACGUAUUAAAAAGAUAGACAGGGUACACACUAACAUUAUUGUAUUUUAAAGUGGCGCAGGUAGUACUAUAUCAACGUACAGUUAUUUAUUAUGACACGUUGCGCUAACAAAAAGAGACAAAUGUUAGGGCAUACCUAUCGUUAGAAAAGAUGAAUAUACAUCAUUAUAGUACGGCCUCUGAGUUAUUACCGAUUUGACAGAUUAUUCUUAAAUUAAUCGAUAUAACCUUGCACGAGCGACACAUUUGCCGAAUGAUUUAGAAUACCUCUUUAAUAUAAAACUUUAUGUCAAAAUGUCAGAAUCAAGUAAUUUUCCAAUUAACUCUGUUUCAAAACUUAAAAUAGUUUGUAAAUAAUAUGAAAACAUUUAUUUUUUGUUCUUUGGCGCGCUUGUACAAAGUUACAUCGUGCGUCUAGUUUUCAUAGUGAUGUGCUUGAUAGUAUUCGGUCCGAAUUCAUUGGAAUAGAUAUGAUAUUUAUUUUAUAUGGAUAUUUUUAUUUUACUUAUUCCUUCGAGCAACUAGACUAUAAUGCUACCAUUUUUUUGCGUCUCCUAAUUGCACUGUGUUGCCAGUAUCUCUAUGAUUUUUAAGAUUUAUGUGUGAUCCAAAGACAGAAAUACUGUUUUCUAUGAUUUAAAAAUAAAUACAAUUAAAAUGAUUAUGUAUAAUUUUUAACAUUCAUAAUAUAUAAAACAACAUUUAAUAAAUAUAAUUUUCUCCCUCAAUUAAGCAAUGUUAUAGGUGUUUUUUUUUAAGUAAUUGGCGAUACUAUGCUGGCAACACCCUUACCACCGCUAUUUUAAUCUGUUUAGUCGUCUUCCUUACUCUCAUGCGCACAGACUACGUUCUCUUGUGUAACCGUUGUUUUUUGACUCGGCUUUCUCCUGUUUAUCGUUGCGCUUUAUUGGACUAAUUUUGUUUGUGUUUGGUAAUUUUGUUGAAAAUGCCGAAACGAGGAAAAACAUUGAAUAGUCAAUGUCGUGAGCUUGUACUAAAGCUACAGGAUUACUUUGAGCGUGAGUCACAAAAUGGCGGCCCUUUGAUUCCUGUCACUCAAGUGAAAGAUCGGGUUUCACAAGCUCUUGGAAUUGGUGCAAAAACACUAUAUAAUAUAAAUAAAGAAAAAUUUGGUGCUUCUGGAAGUGAAGAUAAUGUUUUACGCACUCCUAAGAAAAAACGAAGACAAAAGCCCGUGACAGGUGUUGAUGUUUUUGAUGCAGAUGCAAUAAGAAACCACAUAUAUGGUUAUUAUACUAGGAACGAGUUUCCAACUAGACGUUUGCUUUUGGUCUCUUUAAAAGAAGCUGGCUUGUUUAAAGGCGGUAAAACGGCGUUGUCAAAACUAUUGCACGAAAUUGGGUUUGAAUAUAAAAAAACGAAUAAAAGGAAAAUAUUAAUGGAAAGAUUUGAUUUAAUAAUUAAAAGGAGCGAGUUUUUAAGAGAAGCCAGAAAAAUCGAGUCUUGGGACAACGUCGUUUUUGUUGACGAAACAUGGUUAAAUGCGAACCACACUGUGUCACGCUCUUGGACUGACGAAACAAACAACAUCAACCUCAAAGGUUCCAAUUGGAAAAGGAUCGCGACUGAUAAUUUGUCACGCCGGUUCUGCUGGAAGUGGUUUCUUUGAAAAUGGACUGCUGGCUUUGGCGUCAAAAAGUACUUCCGAUUACCACGAGGAGAUGGAUACAGACACUUUUUCAACAGUGGUAGAGCCCCGCGGCAGCUUUUGCUGUCGCACGGAUGGGCCGGCUCGAACCGGGGUAGUACUACGACCUCACAGAAAACCAGCGUGAAGUAGAGGUUUACCUCUGCGUUUCGCUUGGUGAGUGCAGGUGGCCGGAGGCCCUUUUUACUGGAAAUGAGGCAUUCCAUCUUAGUCCUCACGGGUGACAACGCAUCUACAUUUUGAUUUGUAACAGAGGAUAGAUGUAGAUGUCUAUGGGCCGCAGCAACCACUUACCAUCAGGUGGACUGUGUGCUCGUUUGUCACCCUCAUCCUAUUAAAAAAAAAAAACUUUUACGAAUUGGUUCGAAAAUCAAUUAUUACCCAGCCUGCCAGAGCCUUCUAUCAUAAUAAUGGACAACGCUUCAUAUCACUCGAAACAAGUGAAUAAAGCGCCUACUCAGGCCGACAAGAAAGCUGAUCUCGUAGCAUGGCUACACUAAAAUGGAAUUGAAACUACUGCCGAAAUGCUAAAGUCUGACUUAGUAAAGUUGGUACGCGAAAAUAAAACAUCAAGAGUCCGUUAUGAAGUAGAUGAGAUAGCUCUAGCACAUGGACAUCGGGUACUUCGAAUUCCGCCUUAUCACUGCCACUACAAUGCCAUUGAGCUAAUAUGGGCACAAAUCAAAGGUUACGCAGCUCGUAAUAAUACGACUCCGCCAUUCAGUACUAAUAAUAUGAUAUUAAAAGAUGCUUGCAGCAAAAUAACGAAAGAAGAUUGGGUCAAGGUCGUCGAAAAGACUCGAAAACUAAUAACAGAAGAUUAUGAACGCGAUAUAAGAGUGGACACCAUUAUAGAGAAUGAAAUUGUCAUACAAGUGACUGAUAGCGAUGACAGCUCUGGCGAAUCUGGUUCAGAGUCUGAAUAAUUGUUUUAAUAAAUGAUAGGUAGUCAUUUAUUAAAACAUCUUGUACCUACUCUAUUCAUUAAAAUGUGUAACGGUGUUU
Molecule: messenger RNA, 3390 nt
Organism: Parnassius mnemosyne (clouded apollo)
Lineage: Eukaryota; Metazoa; Arthropoda; Insecta; Lepidoptera; Papilionidae
Source: the annotation of a GenBank genome assembly